Molecule: messenger RNA, 955 nt
Organism: Limulus polyphemus (Atlantic horseshoe crab)
Lineage: Eukaryota; Metazoa; Arthropoda; Merostomata; Xiphosura; Limulidae
Product: proteasome subunit alpha type-5-like
Exons: 9
Coding region: 134-859 (241 amino acids)
Biological process (GO): proteasome-mediated ubiquitin-dependent protein catabolic process
Cellular component (GO): nucleus; proteasome core complex, alpha-subunit complex; proteasome core complex
Source: RefSeq, a predicted model, not a curated record
GUUGUUUUUGUGAGUUGAAAACUGCUUAUCUGUGUAUGUAUUAUACAUAUCACACACUGUUGAAAAAGGUAUACUGGAUCAUUAGUUAAAGAAACUAUAGGUUUUCUUCACAUAUUGAGAUCAGUUGAGAAGAAUGUUUUUAACAAGAUCAGAAUAUGACCGUGGAGUAAAUACAUUCUCCCCGGAAGGAAGGCUUUUUCAAGUGGAGUAUGCCAUUGAAGCAAUUAAGCUGGGAUCUACUGCCAUUGGCAUUCAAACAUCGGAAGGUGUAAUGCUUGCUGUAGAAAAACGAGUUACCUCAACAUUAAUGGAAUCGACGACAAUUGAAAAGACAGUUGAGAUUGACAGCCAUAUAGGCUGUGCUGUAAGUGGACUCAUGGCUGAUUCUAGAACAAUGGUUGAUAAGGCACGAGUUGAAGCUCAGAAUCACUGGUUUUUGUACAAUGAGAAAAUGCAAGUUGAGAGUGUGGCUCAGGCAGUUUCCAACCUUGCUAUUCGGUUUGGUGACAGUGAUGAUGAUGGGAUUGCUAUGAGCCGGCCAUUUGGAGUAGCAAUCCUGUUUGCUGGAGUUGAUGAGAGAGGUCCCCAACUUUAUCACAUGGAUCCAUCUGGUACCUAUGUCCAAUACGGUGCUAAGGCUAUUGGCUCUGGUUCUGAAGGGGCCCAACAAGCUUUGCAGGAAGAAUAUCACAAGUCUAUGACCUUAGAAGAAGCUAUCAAGACGGCUCUGAAAAUCCUAAAACAAGUGAUGGAAGAAAAACUAAAUUCCACUAACGUUGAGGUUGCCAUAGUAACACCCAGUAAAGGGUACCACAUGUUUACUACAGAAGAAUUAGAGGAAGUUAUCAAGAACAUUUAGCUCAUUAGAAUAUAUCAUCAUAGUCAUUUAUUGUUUGAGGACACCUCUGUAUAUUAUUUGGCACUGUCAAUAAACACUGAUUUUUAAACAAAUGUA